Molecule: messenger RNA, 787 nt
Organism: Solanum dulcamara
Lineage: Eukaryota; Viridiplantae; Streptophyta; Magnoliopsida; Solanales; Solanaceae
Exons: 2
Coding region: 396-740 (114 amino acids)
Source: RefSeq, a predicted model, not a curated record
AGAGAGUUUGCUAAGAGGGAGAUUAUCAUAUGAUAGUUUUAUAUCUUUUAUAUAUUAGUUUUUCUUAUAUGUAGAUGAGUUGAUCAAAUUAUAUUAAAUUAUUAUAUGUCUGUAGUAUAAUUUUUUUGUCGCCUUAUUUAACGUCAUUGGAGGUUGGCAAUUAUUAGCUUUUGUAUGAGCCCUGAUUAUUUCGAUCCCAACAUUUACCUAACCCCUUGAAUUUUAUAUUUAUAUUUAAAAAAAGGUAGUGCUUCAUCAUAUCAUCUCAAACGUACGAUAAUAGAUAAUGGUACGGUUUCAUGAGAUUUACUUUCCAUUUCAUCCAGUCCUUUAAUAAUCUGCAAAUUUAAUUUGUGUAUCCUUAUAGAAUAUAAGUUGCUAAGCUAACUAGCUGAAUGUUGGAUAAUUCUUUGUCGUCGUCGUCGUCGCGGCCUACGAUAGCUUUUCCUCUAGGUCUAGCUCUUCUUGUCCUUGUCCUUGUUUGUAUAAGUGGAUUAUUUUCUUGUUGCUACCAUUGGAAUAAGCUUCAAUCCCUUCUUUGUUAUGAAGAUGAUCAAUCCUCAUCAGAUGAUGAUUCAGUUGUUUCACCUAAUCCUAAGUCUAUACAGGUGGAGCACAAAAAUGGUAAUGAGAGCUUGAUAGUAUUGAUGCCCGGAGAUGAUGUUCCAAAAUUUGUGGCUUUGCCUACUCCCCGUCGCUCUACUCUCCAAAUCGAAACGCUUUCGUCUCAAUUUAUGUAGCAACAAUUGGAAUUUCGAGAGUUAAGCAAGUUUUUGUUUGACUAGAA